This is a messenger RNA of Scleropages formosus (Asian bonytongue), 1017 nucleotides long. RefSeq names its product growth hormone secretagogue receptor type 1. Bases 178 to 1017 code for a protein of 279 amino acids. NCBI's taxonomy places the organism in Eukaryota, Metazoa, Chordata, Actinopteri, Osteoglossiformes, Osteoglossidae. The record is from RefSeq and is a predicted model, not a curated record. Gene Ontology annotation, biological process: G protein-coupled receptor signaling pathway; hormone-mediated signaling pathway. Gene Ontology annotation, molecular function: growth hormone secretagogue receptor activity. The transcript is spliced from 4 exons. Gene Ontology annotation, cellular component: plasma membrane.
ACACUGCGAGGAGCACUGUCUCAGUGUAAUACGCUCUUCAGCACGCCGGAGCUGCUGCUGGUGACGGCCGUCUGUGUGCUGCUGCUGGCGGUCGGGCUCGUGGGAAACACGCUGACCGUCCUGGUCGUGCGACUGCACCGCGACCUGCGCAGCACCACCUACCUGUACCUGUGCAGCAUGGCCGUCUCGGACAUCCUCAUCCUGCUGCUGAUGCCCGUUGACCUGUACAAGCUGUGGAGGUACCGGCCGUGGCUUCUGGGGGACGUCACCUGCAAGCUGUCGCAGUUCGUGAGCGAGGCGUGCACCUUCUCGAGCAUCCUGCACAUCACGGCGCUGAGCGUCGAGCGCUACCUGGCCGUGUGCUUCCCGCUGCGCGCCAAGGUGCUGGUGACGCACGCCAAGGUGAAGGGCCUCAUCGGGCUGCUGUGGGCCGCGGCGCUGCUGAGCGCGGGCCCCGUGUUCGCCCUGGUGGGCGUCGAGGAGCUGGAGGACGGCGGCGGCAGCGAGUGCCGCUGCACGCAGUACGCCUUGAGCUCGGGGCUCCUGGGAGCCAUGAUGUGGCUCUCGAACCUCUACUUCCUGGUGCCGCUGUGCUGCCUGAGCCUGCUAUACGGGCUCAUCGCACGCAAGCUCUGGCACCGGCGGCACUGCGCCCACCGCGACCGCGCCAACCGGCAGACCGUCAAAAUGCUCGCGGUCAUCGUCCUGGCCUUCGUGCUCUGCUGGCUGCCGUUCCACGUGGGUCGAACCCUCUUCUCCGUGUCGCUGAGCUCCAGCCCACACAUGUACACCGUGAGCCAGUACUUCAACCUGGUGUCCUUCGUGCUCUUCUACCUGAGCGCCGCCAUCAACCCCAUCCUCUACAACACCAUGUCCUCGCGUUACCGCCUGGCCGUGCGUGGCCUCCUGGGCCUCGCUGCGGGAGGGGCCGGCUCCCGGGGGGGUAUACACCUGUCUGCUCGGCCCCGCGCCCCUCCCCCGACCCGCCAGCACUCGCAGUCCACCGCCAACCUGUGA